Lotus japonicus is the source of this 1900-nucleotide messenger RNA. RefSeq names its product RNA-binding KH domain-containing protein PEPPER-like. NCBI's taxonomy places the organism in Eukaryota, Viridiplantae, Streptophyta, Magnoliopsida, Fabales, Fabaceae. Gene Ontology annotation, cellular component: nucleus; cytoplasm. Gene Ontology annotation, molecular function: mRNA binding. The record is from RefSeq and is a predicted model, not a curated record. Bases 92 to 1489 code for a protein of 465 amino acids. Gene Ontology annotation, biological process: regulation of gene expression. The transcript has 6 exons.
UCACUAUACUACUAUACUCUUCUUCUCAACUAUACACUAACCAAGACCUCACCUUGACCUUCCCUCCUUCUUUCUCCUCACAACCUCGCUCAUGGCCACCGCCGAACCUACCCCGAACGGCACCCCCGCCACCGCCACCGCCUCGAAUCCACUUCCAUCUGACAAUUCCUCCGACGUCCAACCACCCACCGCCGACGCUGCCGCAGCCACCGCCCCAUCCACUCAAGAGCCCGAGACAGAAGCUGAAGACGCCCCUGACACCACCGCGGACACUACUCCACCGGAAAAGAAAUGGCCAGGCUGGCCAGGGGACUGCGUUUACCGUCUUGUCGUCCCUGUGGGCAAGGUGGGCAGCAUCAUCGGCCGCAAGGGAGAGCUCAUCAAGAAGAUCUGCGAAGAGACUCGAGCUCGCGUUCGCGUCCUCGAGGCUUCCGUUGGCACGCCUGAUCGAAUCGUACUCAUAUCAGGGAAGGAAGAGCUAGAUGCAGCUCUUUCGCCUGCAAUGGAUGCGGUUAUAAGGGUAUUCAAGCGCGUCUCUGGGCUAUCGGAAGCUGAUGGUGAGAUUAAAGGGUCUGCUGCUGCUGCUACAUUCUGUUCUAUCCGUUUAUUGACGGCGGCAACACAGGCUAUCAAUUUGAUAGGAAAGCAAGGUUCAACAAUUAGAGCCAUACAUGAGAAUACCGGCGCUUCUAUUAAAGUACUGUCAGGAGAUGAGGUGCAAUCUUUUGCUACUGCGGAUGAGAGGAUCAUAGAAUUGCAGGGAGAAGCCUUGAAGGUCCUUAAUGCGCUGGAAGCUGUGGUUGGCCAUCUGAGGAAAUUUUUGGUUGACCACAGUGUUCUUCCCUUAUUUGAGAAAACUUACAAUACGCCCAUCGCACAAGACCGUCAAGCAGAGACCUGGUCUAACAAGUCAUCGCUGCACACUACUUCACACAAUAGCAUAUUUUCUGAUAUGCCGCCUUCAGCAAAAAGGGAUUCUGUCUUUGUGGACCGUGAAAGUCAAUUGGACUCUUUACUUCCUUCCUCCACUAUGUCUCUCUAUGGCCAAGAUGCUUCACAUUCUAAUAUUCGUUCUUCAGCUCUUAGUCGUGUUGGUGCUCCCAUUGUUACUACGGUAAUACAAACAAUGCAAAUUCCACUAUCCUAUGCAGAGGAUAUCAUUGGUAUUCAAGGGAAAAAUAUUGAUUACAUUCGCCGCGCUAGUGGAGCCAUAUUGAUUGUGCAGGAGAGCAGGGUGCCUGAUGAAAUCAUUGUGGAAAUAAAAGGCACCUCGUCUCAGGUUCAACUGGCACAAGAACUGAUUCAGGAUAUUAUAAACAGUCACAGAGAACCUGUUGCUAGCAGUUAUGGCAGGUUAGAUGCAGAUCUGAGGUCUUCAUAUUCUCAGAUGAGCACUGCGCCCCGCUUCUCAUCUUCGAUGUCCUCACAACCAUACAACACAGGUUAUGGAGCAUCCGGUUUAGGGGACUACAGUACUUUCAGACUUUAAAUCGCUCUCUGUUCAAGGGCACUCCAUUUGGCGGACUAGUUUCUAAUUGGGUCUAAUUGGAGAGAGUUAACGGUUGAAUGGACUAUGAAGCCUUUCAAAAUCCAGUUUAGAUUUUGUGUUAUCUGAUAUCAUCUAUUAUCAUGGGUAGUUUUUGAGGUGGCUACUCGUUGAGAGUUGCCAAAAAUGUAAUGAAAUAUUAGGCAUUUUAAUGAUGUUAGUUUUCUUGUGUAAAUGCGCCUGUGAACUGCUUGGUGGUUGUUAUUUUCGGUUUGCCAUACCAAAUAUUGAUACUUACAACGAACUUCAUUGUUUGUAUUUGGUCUCUGCAGUGUUAUUGAACUAGCAGUGGACACACAGGUGUAACUAGAUCUUCUAAAGCAACUUGUGGAACAAUAAAAAGAUCUUCUAACA